Molecule: messenger RNA, 828 nt
Organism: Fusarium subglutinans
Lineage: Eukaryota; Fungi; Ascomycota; Sordariomycetes; Hypocreales; Nectriaceae
Exons: 1
Coding region: 1-828 (275 amino acids)
Source: RefSeq, a predicted model, not a curated record
AUGUUUACCCUCAACUGCAUUCCCCCCGAGGACCCCCCUGGAGGAGCACCGGUACCCAUUCUGUGGAAAUGUCACAGAUGCGAGCAGGUAUACAGGCUCUCCGUCACAAGCCGCUGUAUUAAGUGUCCUUCAUACAACAGUAACCCCCCUUACAAGUACCUGUCAGGCAAAAGCUUAGACGGCAGACCGACCAGAAAGUAUCAACAGUCUCCCCUCUCAAACAGCAAUAGUCCAGAUAGCAUGUAUACCACAGAGAAGUCUCCCCCAAGCCGUGAAUGCUCAAAACGACCAUCCCUAGAGCUUUACAACUACGACUACGAGUUCUGGGGUCAAUACAACGACUGGAAGCGCUUUCGCUCAGAGUAUGAAGCUCGGCCUGAGAGAUGGGAGAGCCGCAUCAAGCGCAGCUUCGAUGGCAUGGAUAGCGUACAGCGUCGAGCAAAGAGAUACAAAUUUGAAGUCGAAUCACGCACCCAUCUUACGGAGGAAAGGCUGGAGCGCAUGCUUGAAAGGAAGCAGAACUGCGAGCUAGACUGCGACUAUCCCAGCCAGUGCCACAGUGAGCGCUAUGAAGCACUUAUGAAGAGUCCUCAGAAGGUCAUCGGAGGCAAAUUCCACCUGACAUUUUAUGACGAGGAUGAUGAAAAAGCAGGUAAGCUGCCCCUUUGUGAGCUUUUUCCACAGUUCGACCAGGGAAUGACAGCUCCUGAAGACGUUGAGGACGAUGAGGAUGAGAUAUUGGCGGCGUACAGGAGGGAUAUUGAUACUUGGUAUGCUUCAACUAUGGCGAGUCGAGCUAAAGAAAACAAGGAAAACGUUGAGGGAUGA